Messenger RNA from Alnus glutinosa, 2196 nucleotides. RefSeq names its product putative disease resistance protein RGA3. Gene Ontology annotation, biological process: defense response to other organism. Gene Ontology annotation, molecular function: ADP binding. Lineage: Eukaryota; Viridiplantae; Streptophyta; Magnoliopsida; Fagales; Betulaceae. The transcript is spliced from 2 exons. The record is from RefSeq and is a predicted model, not a curated record. Bases 1 to 2097 code for a protein of 698 amino acids.
AUGCGUUGGUCUAGGGAAAUGGAUUUAAUCUCAUUUGUUCAUCCAUCGUCUGUUAUUGGUAGAGAUAGGGACAAAGAAAAUAUCAUAAAUUUUUUGAUGCAUCCAGAUGCUAGCAAAACAAUCCAUGUAAUUUCCAUAGUUGGAUUAGGAGGUUUAGGGAAGACCACACUUGCCAAGUGGGUGUACAACGAUGAAAGUGUAGUCCAGACUUUUCAAUUGAGAAUGUGGGUUUGUGUGUCUGAAGAUUUUAGUGUUAUAAGAUUAAUAAAAGAAAUCCUUAAAUCUGCAUGCGGUACAAUUGAUGAAAAUUGGAAUGCGGAUAUAUCGCAAACUAGAUUGAGAGAACUUUUAAAGGAUAAGAAAUUUCUGCUUGUCUUGGAUGAUGUUUGGAAUGAAGAUCAUAAUAAAUGGAUUGAAUUGAGAGGUUUGUUAAUUGAUGGUUUCAAAGGAAGUAAAAUUAUAGUGACAACACGUAGUAACUUGGUUGCCUCUAUUAUGAGCUCUAAUUCCACAUACAACUUAGAAGGUCUAUCCCAAGAUGAUUGUUUGUCUUUGUUUUUGAAAUGUGCAUUUGAGGAAGGAGAAGACAAACAACGUCCAAACCUCUUAAAUAUUGGAAAAGAAAUUGUGAAAAAAUGCAAAGGGGUUCCAUUGGCAGUGAAGACUUUAGGUAGGUUGCUUUAUUCAAAAGUUGAUGAACGCGAGUGGGAAAAGGUGAGAGAUAGCGAGAUAUGGAAAUUAGGACAAAAGGAGAGUGAUAUCUUACCCUCGUUGCGAUUGAGUUACGAUCAAAUGCCAAAUGACUUGAAGCAAUGCUUUGCCUUUUGUUCUCUUUUCCCAAAAGACCACAAAUACAGAUCGUGGUAUUUGGUUCAAUUAUGGAUGGCACAUGGACUAAUCCGUGAAACGUCUAUUGAUAAAAAACAAGAGUUGGAAGAUGUAGGGGAGAUGUAUAUAAAUGAGUUGGUGUCGAGAUCUUUCUUCCAAGACGUUGAGAAAGAGACUCUUUCCGGUCCCUUCUAUACCUUUAAAAUGCAUGAUUUGAUCCAUGAUCUUGCAAUCUCAGUUGCACAAGGAGAGUGUUCAAAGGUAGACUUGGGCAACGAAGACAUUGUUGAAACAGUUCGUCAUUUGUCAUUUUCAGCAAACGACUUGGGUCAAGAAGUUCCAAAAUGCUUGGACAAGUUAACGAAGGUGCGCACUGCAAUAUUGUUCGAAACCCACCACCCACCACUGUCCUUAAUUGAAGCAUGCAUCUUGAGAUUCAAGUCCCUACGGUUGCUUGAUUUAAAUGAUUCAUCUUUUGAGGUGUUGCCGAAUUCUAUUGGUACUUUGAAGCAUUUGAGAUACAUCAACCUAUCGGGUAAUAAAAGAAUCAAGGAACUUCCUAAUUCCAUCUGCAAGCUGCACAAGUUGCAAACAUUACUGCUUCUUGGAUGUAGGAAACUUGAACGGUUGCCCAAAGAUAUGAGGAACAUGAUCAGCCUUAGGUGUUUGUUUGUAACAACAAUGUAUACGUGCCUGUUAGAGAAUGGAUCCUUGAAUUCACUUCGGAUUUUGAUUGUAUUUUCUUGUCCAAGACUAGAAGUUUUGUUUCAAGGAAUGGACGGGUACGGCCUCACCAACCUUCGGACACUGUCGAUAUACUAUUGUCCAGGUUUGACCUCUUUGUCACUCAAUAUCAAGCACCUAACUGCCUUAGAGACCCUGAAAAUUGCUCGUUGUCCAAAGCUUAAUGGGAUUCUAGGAGAAGACAAUCAGGAUAUCAAGCUGAGCCUCCGAAAUUUGAGGAUUUGUAAUUUAUCAAAGUUGAAGGUUUUGCCUCAAUGGCUCCAAGGAUCUGCUAAUACUCUAAAGUUCCUAGAAAUUAGAGAUUGUGAGCAGUUCAGUGCCCUGCCUGAGUGGUUGCCAACUUUCAAAUCACUUCAAACACUCGUGAUUAUCAAGUGCCCCAAGAUGUCAUCUGUUCCGGAAGGGACACAUUGUCUCACUGCGUUAAGAAAAUUGACGAUCACAGGUUGUCCUGAAUUGAUUCGGAAAUGCCAAUGUGAAGAUCAGCACAAGAUCGCACAUGUACCAAAAGUUCGACUUUAUUAGUAACAGGGAGUCAUUCAACAGAAGAAGAUGUUGAGGCAAACAACACUGGUGAAAAUAUAUGAGACAAGCCAGAUUUCUACCAACUUGAAGUAGCAGCUG